AUGCAGCACUACGGGGUAAAUGGCUACUCUCUGCACGCCAUGAACUCUCUGAGCGCCAUGUACAACCUGCAUCAACAGGCCUCACAGCACGCGCAGCACACACCCGACUACCGGCCCUCCGUGCACGCGCUCACGCUCGCGGAGAGACUGGCAGGUUGCUACAUAUUUUCAGAUAUCAUCUUGGAGGCACGGUACGGCUCUCAGCACAGGAAACAGCGUCGCAGCCGCACGGCCUUUACCGCCCAGCAGUUGGAGGCACUGGAAAAAACCUUCCAGAAAACUCACUACCCUGAUGUGGUCAUGCGUGAACGCCUGGCCAUGUGCACCAACUUACCUGAAGCUCGAGUCCAGGUUUGGUUUAAAAACCGCCGUGCAAAGUUCCGCAAGAAGCAACGCAGCUUGCAGAAAGAGCAGCUUCAGCAGUUGAAGGAAGCUGGGACGGAGGGCACUCUGGAAGAAGGGAAAGAAGACGCUCCACCCAUUGAAUCACAAGCUCCGCCCUCCCCUUCAGAGGGGAGUGGCCUCACAUGUCCCCCUCCCUGUGAGCUGAAUGAGGAGGUUAAUGUCACCUCACCUGAACAGUCAGGGGUGGAGUCAGGAGCUGAGGACAUUACUGACAAAGAGGAUGAAUCGUUGUACGUCAAAGAGGAACCAAAAGAGGCAGGUCCACCCCUGGUGACAGAUGACAGUUCGCCAUCCUGCAAACCACUCAGCCCCAAAUCAGAUGUGCUGCUCGAUUCUCUGUCUUUACCCUCCUCCAGUGGCAUCAGCGGCGGGGUGGCUCAGACGAAUUCCUACGCAUCAUCCCCUCUCAGUCUUUUCCGUCUGCAGGAACAGUUUCGCCAGCACAUGGCUGCCACCAACAACCUCGUUCACUAUCCUGCCUUCGACAUGACUACACCCUCUUCCUUACCCUACCUGGGCGUAAACGUGAACAUGGGGUCUUCGCUGGGAUCACUGACUUGUCAGUCUUACUACCAGUCCCUGUCUCAAGCCCAGCAAAUGUGGAGCAGUCCACUGCUACAGGCCUCCGGGGCUCUUCCUGCCCUAAAUAGCAAAACUACAAGCAUUGAAAACCUGCGACUGAGGGCGAAGCAGCAUGCUGCCUCACUAGGCUUGGACAUGCUACCAAACUGACCACAGAUGAGUAGAAAUGCACAGAUUCAUGCAGUCACUGGGGAAGAAACAUGCUCUGACUGAACUACGUGUGAAUGUUUUGUGUCCAGGAUCUACAUCAUAUUACCAUGCUGAAAUCACUCUGAACUGGAGCUAUUUCAUUAUAAUACAGCAUGGUGGAUUUGAAACUGUUUGGAAAAUGGACAACUUUUAAGUGUUAAGAAAAAAUUUAGAAAUUCCUCCUGGUCUGGCUGCAUGGCAGAGGUCAGAACACCCCUGACUUUGCACUUUGAAACAUAAAAAAAGAGCACAUCUGUGUCACAUUCAUUUAAGCUGCUUCGGGUCCACAAACUCAUUAGAAGGUUUGUGAAGCCUCUGUUGUGUAUAUUUGAAGAGAUGUUUAAAUGUUUUCAGCAUCUGUGGCUGCUACAAAGGGAUGAAAAGCAAAAGGAUGAGAGACUUCUGUAGCACCUGGACUGAUGCUCCUGAAACCAUGUCAUGUGAUUUGUCAUUUUAGAUUCUAUUGGUUAUCUCUGAUUUGUUUAAAUACAUAAAUGUGAAUAACUUAUCAGUGAGAUGAAAGGGAAUAAACCACAUAUAUUAACCAAAUGUGUAUCAGUAAUAAGUGGAUGUUCUCAGAGCUUUCUUGUUUUAGUCCAGAAGUCUCUACUUCUGACUUUAAAGGAAUAUUCCAGGAUCAAUACAAGUAAAUCAACAGCAUUUGUGGCAUAAUGUUGGUUGGUUCCCACAAAAAUGUAUUUUGACUUGACCCUGCUUUUUUUAUUAAAAGAGCAAAAAUCUGGUUUAUAGUGAAACACUUACAAUGGAAGUGAAUGGGGCCAACCAGUAAACAUUAAAACACUCACUUUCAAAAGUAUAGCCACAAUAUAUGUGUUAAUAUGAUUUUAGUGUGAUAAAAUUCCUUACUAAACUUUUCUGUGUAAAGAUAUGUACAAUUUUAAACUUUAUUGCCACGAUGAUGUAAACCCGCAAAAAAAAAUUAUGAUUUAAACAACUUUACAGCUUAAAUAAUAUACAAGUUUUAACAGAAGAAUGAAUGUACGUAAGUGCAUUUUUCUUUUGUAAUUACAAUUUUUAUUGAUUCAUAAGUUAACACAAAGAAGAAGAAAAAAACAUAUAUAUAUAAUGUAUCAAUCACU
Messenger RNA from Myxocyprinus asiaticus (Chinese sucker), 2276 nucleotides. Its product is annotated as diencephalon/mesencephalon homeobox protein 1-B-like. Gene Ontology annotation, molecular function: RNA polymerase II transcription regulatory region sequence-specific DNA binding; DNA-binding transcription factor activity, RNA polymerase II-specific. The coding region runs from base 1 to 1137 and encodes 378 amino acids. The transcript is spliced from 4 exons. Lineage: Eukaryota; Metazoa; Chordata; Actinopteri; Cypriniformes; Catostomidae. Gene Ontology annotation, biological process: regulation of transcription by RNA polymerase II. The record is from RefSeq and is a predicted model, not a curated record.